Laccaria bicolor S238N-H82 is the source of this 1836-nucleotide messenger RNA. Its product is annotated as COMPASS complex protein. NCBI's taxonomy places the organism in Eukaryota, Fungi, Basidiomycota, Agaricomycetes, Agaricales, Hydnangiaceae. The coding region runs from base 1 to 1836 and encodes 611 amino acids. The record is from RefSeq and is a predicted model, not a curated record. The transcript has 2 exons. Gene Ontology annotation, cellular component: Set1C/COMPASS complex. Gene Ontology annotation, molecular function: protein binding; transcription cis-regulatory region binding.
AUGUUUGCUGAAGGGUCUUCACCUCCACCCCAAGACACUGAUGCUCUCCCUAUCUUACUAAUUAAAGCGCCAGUCAUUUCCAACGGGAGUCAACCUCAAGGACGGAAGAGGAAACGAGCACCUGCAACCCCAUCCUCGCCCGCACCUUCAGAUCCAGGGAGUAAUGCAGGUGGCACGUCGACAGAUCUUCUUGCGUCGCGUGCAGAUCUUUCCUCCAGAGCUAUCUUAACUAUCUCUCGAGGGCCCGUUUUCAUUCCAACUGCUGAAGGCUCAGAAUGGUACAAAACAGACGCGAUAGGGGUUAAUCGGAUUGGAUUCCGUUAUAUGCCAGCUGGGAUUAACCCGCAAGGGUUUGCAACUCCGUGUCGUACCAUCGAAAGCAACCCUACCACGUUCAGAGUCAGCUGGGAGGACCGGAGUCCCUAUCUCAAAGUUACUAAAGAUGGCCUAGGUAUUGCAGGUAGUAAGGGCUUUCGGAGUGCACGAUGCAACGCGCCCAUAAGAGAAGGCCGAUGGUAUAUGGAAGUCAAGGUUCUACACGGCGGUGGUGAACACGUAGCGGACGAAGCUAGACGUGAAGGAAGUCAUGUCAGGCUAGGCUGGGGGAGGAGAGAAGCUCCGCUAAAUGGACCUGUUGGGCUAGACGGAUACAGCUAUGGCUAUCGCGAUAAAACUGGAGACAAAGUCACACUGUCCCGUCCCCGUCCAUAUGGCCGGCAAUUUGGUUCUGGAGAUGUCAUUGGCAUGUACAUCUCGCUUCCCCCCCGACGGGAAGCAAACAAAAAGGAUCUCCAUGACCCCGCACACAUCAAGAGGGAACGUAUACCAAUUGACCUCAAAGGUCAAGAAGUAUUUGAAAUCCUGGAAUAUCCACAAUCGAAGGAGAUGACAACGCUUAUGGAUUAUUCGGGGAAAGUUACAAGUUCAGCGUCUGUGCCAUCAUCAUCCAAAAAGUCUGCGAAUGGCAAACUGCCCGAACGCAGUGGCCCUGUCACUGCCGGCAAAGCAAACACAAUACCUCUCCGCCCACUUCCCACCCUCCCAAACUCCCGGAUCGCCUUCUUUGUAAACGGCGAAUGUCAAGGCAGUGCCUUCCAAGAUUUGUAUGACUAUCGCCAACUAAGACAAUCCAACACACAGCGCAAAGCUAAAGAGAAAAAAAGAACUCGAGAGGGUGUAAAGGAACACAGGGAAAAUCCCUUUGAUGAUGGAACACUCGGUUACUAUCCUUUUAUCUCGCUAUUCAAUGAUGCAAGUGUCCGCCUAAACCCAGGACCUACCUUCGACUUCCCCCCUCCUCCCGAUAUCGAGGCGCUCCUAGACGGCAAUUCAGAAGCCGGGGUUGAUACCAAACCCAGCACAUGGCGACCAACGUGCGACCGCUACGCCGAAUUUAUGGCCGAACAAUGGACUCUCGAUGCUCAAGAAGAAGAAGAAGCCAAAGUCGAGGCAGUCAAGCAAGCUGCCAUCGAUAAAGCCGAAGAAGAAAAACGCAUCCAAAGAAACAAAAAACGUCAACAAGCAGAGGCAAGGAAACGAGGGAAAAAGGCUGCCGUGGAGCAGGCAGCUGCAGGGUUCAAUGGCCCAUUCUUGGACGACGAACGCUUCCUGGCAGGCUUUAAUCCGAAUCAGCCGAGUCCAAGCCCUUUGCGCCAUGCAACCUCGGCUUAUGAUGCAGAGGGCUCAGUAGAAAAUGAGCACUCCCCUGCGCCAACGUUUGCGUCUUAUGGUGAUUUCCAGGGUAAUCAGAGUGGAUACAAUUCGGAAGCGCACGACGUAGACAUGGAUCAAGACAACCUCGAGGAACCAGGAACUACCCAUCCAGCUAUUUCUUGA